GUGCUCCGCGCGCGGGGUUGUCAGUCGUCGGGUGAGCGGGGUGCCGUGUAUACGCGGACUCGGGCUAUGGCGGAAGGGCUGAUUCUCAUUCCCAUAAAAGGGUCGAGUUGAUUGUAGUGCAGAUACGUGUGAUCCCCUCGCGCCCGUCAGACAAAAACACUAUGAGAAAAGUAAAAAUGUUUUUUAUGUAAACAUUAUUCAUUGUUAAAGUUUUGUUGAAUGAUCCACGAAAAAGAGAGAACACUUAUGUAUACACUGAAAUAUUGUAGAUAUAUAUAGCUCUAAGCCUGAGUGGCAUUUAUUAUCUUCCAAAGAACAUAUACUGAGUAAUAAUGGCCACGCAAAGAUUUUGUUUGAGGUGGAACAACCACCAGUCAAAUAUGCUGUCGGUAUUUGACCAAUUAUUACACGCAGAGACAUUCACUGAUGUGACGUUAGCGGUGGACGGACAGUUGCUUAAAGCACACAAAAUGGUCUUAUCGGCUUGCAGUCCAUACUUCCAGGCCCUCUUUGUCAACCAUCAAGAGAAACAUCCCAUAGUAAUACUAAAGGAUGUCCCUUAUUCUGACAUGAAAAGUUUACUCGACUUCAUGUACAGGGGAGAAGUGAGUGUCGAUCAAGAACGGCUGACUGCUUUCUUGAAGGUAGCAGAGAGCCUAAGAAUAAAAGGCCUAACUGAAGUAAACGAGGAGAAAUGCGAUAUUCCCGCGUUAACGAAUUCCUUAAUACAACAGCAAACAACCGCGCACACACCGCCGCCACAGUUGCAUAGAAUACAUCCGUACAUGCAUCAGAAAAGGCCUGCAUCUGGAAUUCCCAGCGGAGGUGCACCGCCAAACUUACUUAUGCCGCUAUUAGGGAAUGCGCUUAUGCAACCGAAGCGGAAAAGGGGUCGGCCGAGGAAGCUAAGUGGUAGUUCCAGUGACGCACUAAACACCGCGGCCAGUCCUCCUGGUGAAUUCAUACCGGAAACCGCAUCUCACGUCACGAACCGGGCUGGAGACCAGUUAAUACGGGGAUCACCUGAAAUGCUCGAGGUUAAAAUGUCAAUGGAUGGUUUCAAUCAAGACGACGGUGCAACAUCGGGCGGCGAGGACGGUGGAGAGGCGCUCAUGAUUGAUGAGGGUGAUGACGCACAGUCAAACGAAGCUCCGAAUUCCGGCAAAGACUCCGAAUCAGCAGAUACCGCAAAAGUACCAAAAGAAGAAAUACAACAAAAUUUCUCAUCUAAUGGUCCAGUGCUUUCCAUUGAAAACGGGUCAAUUAAACAGGAAGCUACAGAACCAACAGAUGAAUACAACGAACCUAUUGAAUAUAAAUAUAAUCCCGAUAGAAGCCGCGAAAAUUCAAACUCUCAAGAUGGUCCCUUGAAAGACACAGAUGAAAAGCACAGACUAGGUCGUAACUUGAAGCCAAAGAAUAGUAAAAAAAUACUUCCCCAAAUGUCAAAAUUCAGGGCUCGAACUUUAUUCAAUCAACUGUCGGGGCUCUCUAACCUGAAUCCUGCCUUAAAUACCUUUGACAAAUUUCCUCCCGAAACCGUUUUGAUGCCAGCUCUUGCCACCCAGCUCUUUGCUGCUGAAUUAGAACAAAAUAAUCUUAAUUUGGCUAAUAAUGAAGUAACAGACUUAUCACAAACUAAUUGGGAACAUCGUAUAUUUCCUUCGCCCAUAAGGAAGAAUAAUAUGGGUAGCGUCGGCAACUAUCAUGAGGAAACCAAUGAGUCCGUGCGAGAUUACUGCAUCAAAGAAGGCGAAAAUGUCUUUAGAUGCAAAAUAUGUGCGAGAGUAUAUACUCAUAUCAGCAAUUUCUGUCGACAUUACGUAACUUCUCACAAGAAGGACGUGAAGGUGUUCCCAUGCCCGAUUUGCUUCAAAGAGUUUACUCGCAAGGAUAACAUGAUCGCACACUUAAAGAUUAUACACAAAAAUCAGCCGAAUGCCAACGAACAAACUGCUAAGCAGGAAUCUUAAUUUUCCUGUUGAAAAGAUCUGAUUUCAUGUCGCGUAGCAAAUUUUUGAACGAGUAAUUAGUUCGAGCUCUGAGUUUAACUUUAUCAAUAAGAUUGUUGAUAUGUUAGCGACGUCGGUCGUUUGUUGUUAUAUUUAUCUAUUUAUUUACGUUGUUCCAUUGUUUCUUAGAGUGCUGAACUUCAAAGUUAUGACAAAAUCUAUAACUUACUUGUUAUUUUGCACUCACUUGUUACUUAAUUUUAUUACUUACAAAAAUUUCAGGGUACAAAGUAACUACUCAUGGUGAUUCAAAUGUAGUUUAUUUGAUUACACGCAAUUCUCAUUGAACUGAAUUAGUAUAGAUUAGAUAUUAUUUUAUUAUACCAACGGCAGAGCCUUUUUGUAACAGUAAAAUAUAUUUAUUAAGCAGAAUAUUUAAACUAGAGGCUAUACUCCUUACAAAAAGGCUUAUUGAGCCUUGGUAUGUAGUGUGAAAUGCAUUUUCAUUUAACUUGCCUUUUAGUGAUCUUAGUUAUAAUAGACAUUUUUGAACUUCUCCGAAGUUAUAACUCAAUGUGGGCUAUGAUUUAAAUAAGUUAAGAUUAAUUUAAAUAGUUUAUAAAAUAAAUUUUUGGUUGUAUGUUUCGUUAUUACAACUGAAUAGCUAAACACUUAGGUAAUCUCAUUUCAGUAAGAGCGAAUAGUUCCUUUAUUAGUUGCAGCUACUAAUUUUAAUUUAUACAAUCCAUAUUUAUUUCUAAUGUCAUUUUACAGUUUCUUUCAAAGGACAUUAAUGUUAAUGACAAUACCUAACAUAAAUACCUUAAGUAGACAAAUUUAUACCUACAUAUUUACAGUGCUUCUAACGAAACCCUAAAUCAAAAUGAUGAUAAUUGUAUAUUAUAGCGAGAAAUUACUUAAAUGAAAGUAAAAAUUAUACUUUACUUGUGACAACAGUGUUGUUAUAGUGAUUUUAGUAAGGUGCUUUGGGAGAUAAUGCAGGAACCAUGAGAUGAUUAACUUCUGUAUUAGAAAAUUGCCUUAUUAAGGAUCGUACUUAUUUAUUUAUGCAAUGUAGUCUUCCAUACUAUAGCAGACACGGUUCAGUUAUAGAGUAGAGGUUUGAUAUAAAUUAAAUGACUUUGACAGUCGAAUAAGUUGACCCCAAGUUUCAAAUAUUGUAAUUAGUAGGUCCAGGGAACGCUUGCCUAUUAGUGUGCCUUUACUUGUUAUAUUAAAAGUUAAUUCGUCUACUAGUUGAUUAAGAUUUUUCAAAGGAUAUUGUGUAUAUUUAUUUUCAUUAUUCAAACUUUACAAUCUAUUUUAAGAAGCUUCCUUAGGAUAGAACCUUUAGGCCCAAGUAGUUAAAAAUCGUAGUUCGUAGGUAUUUAGGGAUGUCAUCUCAUGUUUCCCACUACUCAAAAUUUGAAACGAUGUGAAGUUUUUGACUUGGCCACGUCGCCAGAUAGUUUGUUGUAAGACUGUUAAAUUCUUCAAAAAUUUAAUAACGAAUUUAUUGUACCCUUCAUAAAUUUUUAAGAAAAUUUAUCUUGAACAUUGGUUAGGUACUUAAACAAUUUAAACUUAAUAUAUUGAGGCUAAUGUAAAGUUUAGUGUCUAUUACAAUAGUCAAUUUAGCCAGUGCCUAAACUUAAAUGUCGAAAACUUAAAUUGUAGCAGUCUCUUUAAUUAGAUAUUUAUGUCCCAAUACGUUUUUCUUCUCAUUGAACAUAAACAAAUGAAAACCAAUAUCUGUAUCGGUGUUUCCAUACUUGAAAUUUUAGUUUAAAAUGUUGAUAAUUGUAUUUUUCGUUAAUAUAUUUGCUAUAUAAUAUCAUCAAUUGGUGCUAAAUUAAACUUAAGAAAUGUCGCAUAUAAUGCGACAAUAUAAAUGUCCCUAAACAAAAUGUUGUUUGUUAAUAUUGUUAUUUUGAAAAACAUAUACGCCCUAUUUCGUUCAGAGCACUAUAACACGAAAUGGGGCUCCUCUAUGAAUAUAGAAUGACAUAUUUUAUUUACAAAGAUACAUAUUUAUUUUGAAAUUGUUGAAAACCAGAGGUUAUGUAAUAAAAUUACCUAGAAUAUUCACGAUUCAUAUACAUAUAUAGAUUUAUCUUGAGCAAUUAUAGUAAUAUGCUUCUUAAAUAUUGUUAAAUAACAUAUUUGAAUCUUUAAAUAGUACGAGAUAUAUUUAUUUAUCAUGCUAUAAUAGUAACGGCUGUUUUUUCCUUUUUCUCUAUAAAAUAUGAAAUAUAUUAAUUAGCUGCUCUAGAAAUGGUUAUUAUAGGUUGUUGCGAUGUAAGUUUUGCAGGGAACAGUCUAUUACUAUUAUAUAUAUGCCAGAUACAUUAAUAAUUCUUAUUAUAUAAUUAUUCUUAAAAUAGAUGCACAUACUGUAAGAGAUAUAUAUUUAUGGUUGACAGACGGUGUGAAGUUUAUUGUAUUGGAGCAGGCGAAAGCGAUUCUUAAACAUUUUACGUAGCUGCUUUGUAUUGUAUGUAAUGUCUAGUAUUUAUUUAUUUAUUUAAAUAUACGAUUAUGUAUAAUGUUAUUCAACGCGAAUUAUGAAUCAUUAAAUAUAUUGUGAAAUAGACCUUAGCCAAAUGUUAAUUCCAUAAUUUUUUGUUAUUGCACAUAGACAAUAGAGGAGGCAAACUGUAUUUAAAUUUAGAAAAGUUUAGAAUUGAGAGUUACACUAUUAGCAUUAUUUGUUAUCGAAACAAAAUACAAUCGUAUACAAUAAUUAUAUGUUAAUUACUAUUUUUAGAAACUUUAAAGAAAAAUAAAAGUUACAUCAAAAUAUAUUAAAGUUUUAAUCAAUGUUAUUUUUCUACUUUGUUUUCGUUAAUUUAUUUUACCUUUUAUUUAUAUAAAUGCGUACUUUAAUUUCUAUGUGAUGUCUUUAUAUUGUUCCUUGUCUGUACCUCUUCAUUGCUAUGGUUUAAGUAAAUUGACAUGAUCUUAUUGUUACUGGUGAUACAACGACGUUAUUACAAAUUCAUUAAUUUUAUAUUUAAUAUUAAUAGUAGCAAAGUAACAACACGGGUUAUUAAAUAAAGAUUAGUAUAAGUUAUUUAUAAUAUAGAUUAAAUUGUGUUGUUUCUAAAGGAGUGAAUUUUCUGUGUAAGUUCUUGUAGUCACGAAGAGGGAAAUGAGCAGGUAGGUAUUUUGAUGGUACCUUAUCUCACGUUUCAUAGAUGGUGUGUUAGCUAGGUUUAUGUUGUAAAGCUUUUUUGCUCAAAUUUAUUCUUAACUAUCAACUUUUGGUUCAGUACAAAUUGCUUGAAUUUUUAAUUUCAUUAUCCUUAUCAUUUUUCGUUACGAGGCUACGUUCAUUUGUUUUAAAGAUUUAUCAGAGCUGUUUUAUGUAUAAGCCUAAGAGAUUAAGAAACAUUUUAUUUUAAAAGGCUGCUAUUUAACCUUAAAGCCUAUCUUGUCGUAAUGGUGGCCUACCUAAGGUGUAUGACAUAACUUGCCGAAAUAGUUCCAAAUGCAAAUCUUGAGUCCUAUUUUUAUUAUAGUUAAUACAUUUUUUGUUUUUCUAAUUUAUUAAUUGUUCAUUCUAUUAGAAACGGUUCUAAAAUAAGUAUAGAGUUAAAGUUACACUUAUCUACGGACUUUUAAAUAAUUUUUUUGUUAGAUUAUUCUGUUUAAUACUUCAUGGACGAGUUUGUUUUUCUAUCUACGUUCUGUAGUUCGGUGCUAUUCUAUGACAGAUGACAGAUGUCAAUUUCGACGAACUCGUCCAGAAAAGUUUCAUUUUGUUUUUUAUCACGGUGUAAUUUACUCAUUGAACAAAUAAAUUUUAAUAUAUUUUA
Pieris napi is the source of this 5770-nucleotide messenger RNA. RefSeq names its product protein tramtrack, alpha isoform (gene ttk). Gene Ontology annotation, biological process: regulation of transcription by RNA polymerase II. Gene Ontology annotation, molecular function: protein binding. Bases 333 to 1973 code for a protein of 546 amino acids. Gene Ontology annotation, cellular component: nucleus. Lineage: Eukaryota; Metazoa; Arthropoda; Insecta; Lepidoptera; Pieridae. The record is from RefSeq and is a predicted model, not a curated record. The transcript has 3 exons.